AUGUCUUCUCUGGAGCAGUGCCCUCUGAAGCACGACAGAAGGAGCGGCGGUGGCACUCGGCUGAAGGAGCGGCCGAUGCUGAUCGUGAGGGUCAGCGACGACGAUCAGCUGCGCCGUAUCUACGAUUUCGGAGACGAACUCGGCCGCGGACGAUACGGGGUGGUCGUGCAGGCACGCGCCCGCCUCACUCGCAUGUCCUGGGCCAUCAAGGUCAUCAACAAGAGCCAGGCCAAGUACCCUGGCAUGAAGUUGGUGGAUCGAGAAAUUAGAAUCUUGCGCCUCAUUACGCAUCCAAACAUUAUCCACUUGGAGAAGGUCUACGAAUCGCCAAAGAAGCUGUACCUGGUGUUCGAACUUUGCUCGAGCACUCUGGCUCAGGAGUUCAGUGAGCGCCGGCAGUUCACCGAGGCGGACGCCCGCGAGGUGAUCCGCAAGCUGGCCAGCGCGGUCGCCUACCUCCACAGAAACGGCAUCGUGCACAGGGACCUGAAGCUGGAGAAUAUCCUGCUGACAACGAACCCGGCCGACCCGGAGGACAAACUCUACAUCAAGGUGACCGACUUCGGGCAGAGCGUCGUCCGAAGCGGAGUCGCCCACGACCAGAUGCUGCACGAGCGCUGCGGCACCAUGGCCUACAUGGCGCCCGAGGUGCUGGAAUCGCGAAUGUACUCGCACCAGUGUGACGUCUGGUCCAUGGGCGUCAUCACGUUUGUGCUGCUCGUCGGCGAGUUCCCGUUCACCGGCGACAAUCCCGACCAGCUCAAACAGCGAGUACUCAACGACGAGCCUCCAUUUGUCAAUCAACAUUUUGUAAAUGUCAUCUUGGAUUCUGACCUCAUAGAGUCUGUGCCUGUAUGCAAAGGCCGCCAUCUUGGAUUUCUAUACUUAGUACAAGUGGCCUACUUCCACCAGUAUGACAAUACAUCAUCUUGGAUUUUGAAUCUCCCACUAGUUUAUACUUAG
Molecule: messenger RNA, 963 nt
Organism: Schistocerca nitens (vagrant locust)
Lineage: Eukaryota; Metazoa; Arthropoda; Insecta; Orthoptera; Acrididae
Product: serine/threonine-protein kinase 33-like
Exons: 7
Coding region: 1-963 (320 amino acids)
Biological process (GO): protein phosphorylation
Molecular function (GO): protein kinase activity; ATP binding
Source: RefSeq, a predicted model, not a curated record